This is a messenger RNA of Syzygium oleosum, 339 nucleotides long. RefSeq names its product auxin-responsive protein SAUR21-like. The transcript has a single exon. NCBI's taxonomy places the organism in Eukaryota, Viridiplantae, Streptophyta, Magnoliopsida, Myrtales, Myrtaceae. The coding region runs from base 1 to 339 and encodes 112 amino acids. Gene Ontology annotation, biological process: response to auxin. The record is from RefSeq and is a predicted model, not a curated record.
AUGGGUCUUCUUCGCUUGCCGUCCGUCAUUGCCAACACAAAGCAAGUCAUGAAGUUGCAGUCUCUCUUCACUGGGAACAACCAUCACCACCGCCGUCGAUCUUGCUCCGAUGUGCCGAACGGCCACGUCGCCGUCUACGUCGGGGACGUCCAGAGGAGGCGUUUCCUGGUUCCAGUGACAUUCUUGAACCACCCCUCAUUCCAGGAAUUGCUCCGCAGAGCCGAGGAGGAGUUCGGGUUUGACCACCCGACUGGCGGUCUCACUAUUCCGUGCAAAGAGGAGGCCUUUAUCCAACUCACCUCCCAGUUGCAUUCUUCGCGCCGAUCAUCAAGAAACUAA